Messenger RNA from Sorex fumeus (smoky shrew), 2044 nucleotides. RefSeq names its product suppression of tumorigenicity 7 (gene ST7). NCBI's taxonomy places the organism in Eukaryota, Metazoa, Chordata, Mammalia, Eulipotyphla, Soricidae. The coding region runs from base 59 to 1792 and encodes 577 amino acids. The record is from RefSeq and is a predicted model, not a curated record. The transcript is spliced from 16 exons.
GGGGUGAAUCAUCCCGGCCGACGCCGAGCGCCGCGGCCGCCCCGCGCCGCGCCGAAACAUGGCUGAAGCGGGCACGGGCUUCCUGGAGCAGCUCAAGUCCUGCAUAGUUUGGUCGUGGACCUAUCUCUGGACCGUGUGGUUCUUCGUCGUGCUCUUCCUCGUCUACGUCUUGCGGGUGCCCUUGAAAAUCAACGACAAUCUGAGCACAGUGAGCAUGUUUUUGAACACAUUAACACCGAAGUUCUACGUGGCCCUGACAGGCACUUCCUCACUAAUAUCAGGGCUUAUUUUGAUAUUUGAGUGGUGGUACUUUCGCAAGUAUGGGACAUCCUUCAUUGAACAAGUCUCAGUGAGCCACUUGCGCCCCCUCCUGGGAGGGGUUGACAACAACUCCUCCAACAAUUCCAACUCUAGUAAUGGGGACUCAGAUGCCAACAGACAGAGUGUCUCAGAAUGCAAAGUAUGGCGAAAUCCCCUAAAUUUAUUUCGAGGAGCAGAAUAUAAUCGGUAUACUUGGGUGACAGGACGAGAGCCCCUAACUUACUAUGACAUGAAUCUCUCUGCCCAGGACCAUCAAACAUUCUUUACUUGUGACUCAGACCAUCUGCGCCCAGCAGACGCAAUAAUGCAGAAAGCCUGGAGAGAAAGAAAUCCCCAAGCUAGGAUUUCUGCAGCUCACGAGGCCUUAGAGAUAAAUGAAAUUAGGUCCAGAGUUGAAGUUCCCCUAAUUGCUUCCUCUACCAUCUGGGAGAUAAAAUUGUUACCAAAGUGUGCCACUGCUUAUAUUCUCUUGGCUGAGGAGGAAGCCACAACCAUUGCUGAAGCAGAAAAGCUGUUUAAGCAGGCCCUGAAGGCUGGAGAUGGCUGUUAUCGGCGCUCUCAGCAGCUGCAGCAUCAUGGAUCCCAGUAUGAAGCCCAACACAGACGAGACACCAAUGUCUUGGUCUACAUCAAAAGAAGGCUAGCAAUGUGUGCCAGAAGACUCGGGCGGACAAGGGAAGCAGUGAAAAUGAUGAGAGAUUUGAUGAAGGAGUUUCCCCUUCUGAGCAUGUUCAAUAUCCAUGAAAACCUUUUAGAAGCCCUUCUGGAACUACAAGCAUAUGCUGAUGUUCAGGCAGUCUUAGCAAAGUAUGAUGAUAUAAGUUUACCAAAGUCGGCAACAAUAUGCUACACAGCUGCCUUGCUCAAAGCAAGAGCUGUCUCUGACAAAUUCUCUCCCGAGGCUGCAUCUCGGCGGGGGCUGAGCACAGCAGAGAUGAAUGCGGUUGAGGCCAUUCAUAGAGCUGUGGAAUUCAAUCCUCACGUGCCAAAAUAUCUACUAGAAAUGAAAAGCUUAAUCCUCCCCCCAGAACAUAUCCUGAAGAGAGGGGACAGUGAAGCAAUAGCAUACGCGUUCUUUCAUCUGGCACACUGGAAGCGGGUGGAAGGGGCUUUGAAUCUUUUGCAUUGUACGUGGGAAGGCACUUUCCGGAUGAUCCCAUAUCCCUUGGAAAAGGGUCAUCUUUUUUAUCCUUACCCCAUCUGCACAGAAACAGCAGACCGAGAGCUGCUUCCAUCUUUCCACGAGGUCUCAGUUUACCCAAAGAAGGAACUUCCCUUCUUUAUUCUCUUUACUGCUGGACUGUGUUCCUUCACAGCGAUGCUGGCCCUCCUGACACACCAGUUCCCAGAACUUAUGGGGGUCUUCGCGAAAGCUUUUCUUAGCACUUUGUUUGCUCCCUUAAACUUUGUCAUGGAUAAAGUGGAAAGCAUACUACCAUCCAGUUUGUGGCACCAGCUGACACGGAUCUAGGGAAGCUGUGCGUCCUUCCGUUCACAUCACCCAGUGGACUGCCACCGCCUCUUCCGUGCCAAUGCCUCAUGGAUGCAAGAAAGCAUGACUUUGAAAAAGGGAAGCCAUUCCGAGGUUUUGAAAUGUUCAUGGACAGUCUGUUCCAUAUUAAAAGCUGUUUUUGUUGUACAAAAUCCAUUACUGUUCAGUUCUAUUAUAUUUUGCCUUCAGAAAAGACAAAAAAAAAUCAAAAAUAAACUUUUGUGUAUUGCA